CCACGAUCGACAUUACCUAACCUAGCUUUUUAAGAAAAUUUUGACAUGUCGGCUUCUUCGUUUAUGAAUGUUUUGACAGCGAAAUAAAUUUAUUUAUCGAUUUUAUAAUAAUUCUUAAAGUUGAUGGCAGAGGCCGAACUAACCCCACCGCCUCCACCUAACAUCAGCGGAACCCUCAAGAUAUCGGAGGGCGAUUGGACUUGCGAGGACUGCGGAAAUGUAAACUUCGCCCGCCGUAACGCGUGCAACAGAUGCAGUAAAGAACGAGUGCCGCCCGCCGUUUCGAAGAGGAAAAAAUUGGGCCAGGAAAUUGGAAAGGCGGCGGCCGAAAAGAGUCGCGGACUAUUCAGCGCGGACGACUGGCAGUGUAAUAAGUGCGGAAAUGUAAAUUGGGCGCGUCGUCAGCAGUGCAACGUGUGUAACGCGCCGAAAUUUGGCGAGGUCGAGGAGCGAACGGGAUUGGGAGGAGGAUAUAACGACCGUGGUGUUGUAGAGUAUAAGGAACGAAAUGACUCGGACGACGAGUACGACGAAUUCGGUAGGCGGAAGAAGAGAAAAAGUAAAAGUGAACGUUCAAGUAGCGACGAGGCCGAAAGGGAGGUGGAAACGAAAAAGAAAAAGGUAGUCGAAGCGGCGGAGGACGAAGAUGAAGAAGAGGACGACGGUGAUUUGUCCAAGUACGAUUUAAGCGAUUGGGGCGUGGAACCCGACGUAAAGUCGACUAGAAGAAAGUCCAGAUCACGUUCUCGUUCACCCAUUACCAAGUAAUUCUAAAAAGUGCCUCCGUUAGGCAAAUUUUUCACGACAAACUUAGAAAUUAAGUAUUUUACUGUGUUUAUGAUAUUUCAUUUCAUUCGAUUUCGAUUUACAUGUUUAUCAAAUUGUAGCUAGUGUUUAUAUAUCAAUUUUAUUGCAAAGUGUUAAGAGGCUGUAGGCUGAUUUUAAGGUUCUUGCUUUCUUACGUAAACAAAAAGUCAUUAAUUUUAAUGUAGUAAGUAAAUUCGCGUUAUUUUUUUUUAUAUGAAUAUUUUAAUUUUCGAUUCUCGGCCUCCUUUGGAUUGUUCGUCCAAUACUAUGUAUACUACAUAAUAUAAUGUUGAUUGUAGCUAGUCAAAGGACUUGAUUUACAGGCAAAAGAUUUAAAAAUGGUGCAAUCUUCGCUUGCACGUUUUAAUUUUUUAUAAAUAUUAUUUGAUUGUGCCAGAGGAUUGGUCAAUUCUUUUGACUUUGAUUAAUGAAUGAACAAAACUUUAGGAGUAGUAAGCUUUUUAAAUUAAAAUUUAUUUUAACUGCCGUAUGAACCAAGUAUACAAAAAUGUUUAAUUUGAA
Photinus pyralis (common eastern firefly) is the source of this 1329-nucleotide messenger RNA. Its product is annotated as zinc finger Ran-binding domain-containing protein 2. Gene Ontology annotation, molecular function: RNA binding; lipopolysaccharide binding. NCBI's taxonomy places the organism in Eukaryota, Metazoa, Arthropoda, Insecta, Coleoptera, Lampyridae. The record is from RefSeq and is a predicted model, not a curated record. Gene Ontology annotation, biological process: RNA processing. The transcript is spliced from 2 exons. The coding region runs from base 124 to 768 and encodes 214 amino acids.